GCCGUCCGUUGGGCCUUAGGGUAGAGAGGGCUGUUUCGUCGCCGCGAGGGUUUUGGCGAGGGUUUUCAAGGCGCCUCCGCGCGGAUCGCUCGAUCACGGCACUGCUGAGAUCUGGCGGUUUUCUUGAUUCUAGGGGUGAAAUGGCGACAGCGAAUGCUACUCCAGCGUCUGCUAAUCUGGUCGGGAAUGCAUUCAUCAAUCAGUACUACAACGUCCUACAUCAAUCUCCAGCGGUGGUUCAUCGCUUCUACACCGAUCAAAGCCAGCUUACGCGAGACUCUGGUGGCGCAGAUGGUCCUGUGGAGACGGUCUCCACUCAACAGGAUAUCCACGCGAAGAUCAUGUCGAUGGAUCUCACCGACUUUAAGGCCGAAAUUAAGUCUGUGGUCUCUCAGAACUCUCUCGGAGGUGGAGUUCUUGUCAUGGUGACUGGCUCCCUCUCGUGUAAGUCGACCGGGAAACGCAACUUUGUGCAGACGUUCUUCCUCGCUCCACAAGAGAAGGGGUACUUUGUCCUGAACGACGUGCUGCGCUACGCUGACGAAGCACCAGCCGCGAAGACACUGCCAUACAGCAUGGCCAAUGGGGUCGCCGAGUCCACAGUCUCCUCGAUCCCAGAGCCAGACGAGCAGCUGGAAGGCGGAGGACUCGUGCCAGAGGAAACUUUCCAAUCCGAAGAGUAUGUGGUGCUGGAGAAGGCCGAGGACAAGGCACCCGAUGAGCCUGAAGUAGAGGCUGUGGAGGAGGAGCCCGCGGUGGUGGAAGUGGAGACGAUCACCCAAGAGACAACUGUGACUCAAACUCAACCUGAGGAGUUUCAAGAGCAGGUGAAGACGACUACGGUGAAGAUGUCGUAUGCUUCCAUUCUCGCUCAGAGUAGGGCCGCUCAACCAAGGCCUGUGGCUCCGAGACCAGCGCCAGUGAGCGCCCCUCCGCAGCCUGCCACUGUGGUUCCUCCUCCGGCCGCCAGCACAGUAGAAGAACCUCCCAGCGACAAGGACAAGGAGGGUGUCUACAUUUCCAACUUGCCUUUGAACGCUACCGAGCAAGAGAUUGAAUCCAAGUUUGAGAAGUUUGGGCCAGUCAAGCCUGGCUCCGUUCAGGUCCGGUCUAUGAAGGCACAAGGAUAUUGCUUCGCUUUCCUUGAUUUCGAAGACCAACAGUCCGCGUCCAGCGCUGUGGAGGCAUCCAAUAGCAUUGAGAUUGGUGGCCGGUUUGUAAAGGUGGAGUACAAGAGGGCCCAAGGCUCUGGUCGAGGACGUGGACGGGACUUCCGCGGUGAAGGACGAGGCUAUGGUGAUCGAGAGGGUGGAGCAAGGGGAGGCUACGGCGACCGUGACAGAGGCGGCGGCUAUGGCGAUCGUGAUGGUGGUGGUCGAGGAUACAACCGACGAGUGGAGAGCACUGACGAGGCAGGCUUUCGCCGGUACGACUCUCAAAGAUCGAACAGGCGUGGUGGUGGCAACAGAGGUGGUCGUAGCAACGCCGCGGAAUAGCAUAGCGCAGUCCAUAGCCUAGCAUAGCUAGCGAGAGCUUCUUCUAACAGAUUGAAAGGAAAGAAAGGUAUUAAUGGAUGAAGAAUUUUUGUGAGCUA
Molecule: messenger RNA, 1594 nt
Organism: Selaginella moellendorffii
Lineage: Eukaryota; Viridiplantae; Streptophyta; Lycopodiopsida; Selaginellales; Selaginellaceae
Product: ras GTPase-activating protein-binding protein 1
Exons: 9
Coding region: 141-1496 (451 amino acids)
Cellular component (GO): cytosol; ribonucleoprotein complex
Molecular function (GO): mRNA binding
Source: RefSeq, a predicted model, not a curated record